Molecule: messenger RNA, 3403 nt
Organism: Perca fluviatilis (European perch)
Lineage: Eukaryota; Metazoa; Chordata; Actinopteri; Perciformes; Percidae
Gene: nadk2
Product: NAD kinase 2, mitochondrial
Exons: 12
Coding region: 629-1951 (440 amino acids)
Biological process (GO): NADP+ biosynthetic process; NAD+ metabolic process
Cellular component (GO): mitochondrion
Molecular function (GO): NAD+ kinase activity
Source: RefSeq, a predicted model, not a curated record
AUAUAUGACGUAGGGUACGUACCAUAGCAUGGUACGUGCUUAUAUACUGUCUAUGGGGACGUGCAGCGUACAUACAGUGUUCUCGUUUAUUAUUCUCACCUGGUAACGUGUUUAAAAAUAUUUUGGACAUGAGGAGUGUGGCAAAGCUCAAGUGUGGUGUGUGGUAAGAGUAAACCCAGUCGGAACUGUAAUAGGACCACUCGCUCACGUCUUGUAAGCAAACUGCUAUCGACAUUUAGCUUUGGUCAGCUCAGCUGGGAACGUUAACGUAACGCUAUCUUUGAACCGUACUAAAUACGGUUAGAAGGGUUACUAACUUCAGUUAAAUGGCGAGCUGACUGUUGUUAUUGCUGUUUGUUUUUUUUGACUCGGCUGAGGAAACUCUCCAAUUGGAAAGUAAUAUCUCCAAGUUAUAAACGGGUCGCCAACAGCUCGCUAGGUAACGUUAGAGCAGGUCACCUUCCGUCGCAGCUGGGUGUGUGUGUGUGACUUCUUUUACUUCCCCGACUUCUGUGACUGGACAAUAAUAACUCUAUCUGACUAGAGGAAUGACAUAUGACCCACUAUGUCGGCUACGUAACCGCAGAGCCGUCAUUCAACGCGUCUAUUUGGCCAUGUAAUUGAGUUCAUGGUUGUGCGUUCACUUGUAAGAAUGACUCGCCGCUCGGUGGUAAAGUUUGUGUGCCUUGGGAAUCGAGCUGUCAGCCUGCUGUGCGGAAACUCCCUUCGCCCCGUUCACACUUCGGUAUGCAACGUCUCAUCGCAGCAAAAAGCUGGAUUCAAACCGGAAAAAGUAGCAGUGGUUACAAAGACUACGCGAUAUGAGUUUGAACUGCAGCGGUAUCGCUAUGCAGGGCUCUCUGAAGAGGACUUUAAACAGCUGCUUGCUAUGAAGGGCUCCAGCUACAGCGGCCUGCUGGAAAGACACAACAUCCACACUAACAAUGUGGAACACAUUGUGAAGAGCCUGCGGGGACAAGGCAUUGAGGUACAAGUUGUGAAGAGAGGAGAAUAUGAUGAAGAAGUAGUUCGAUGGGCAGAUGCCAUUAUCUCUGCUGGAGGUGAUGGGACAAUGCUACUUGUUGCCAGUAAGGUUUUAAGCAAGGACAAACCAGUUGUUGGAGUUAAUACAGACCCUGAGAGGUCAGAAGGUCAUCUGUGCCUGCCUGUGCGGUACACUCAUGUCUUCCCAGAGGCACUGGCGAAACUCUGUCGUGGUGAGUUCAGGUGGCUGUGGCGUCAGAGGAUCCGUCUGCACUUAGAGGGCACAGGAAUCAAUCCCACCCCCGUGGACCUGCACGAGCAGCAGCUGAGCCUGGAGCAGCACAGCCAAGCUCACCGCAUCACCACCAUGGGCCGUCAGCAGAGGACAGGAACACUACAUGACAGCGUCUCCAAACCUAGACUGCUCCCGAUCAGAAGCCUGAAUGAAAUCUUCAUCGGAGAAUCUCUGUCCUCCAGGGCUUCCUACUAUGAGAUCUCUGUGGAUGACGGCCCGUGGGAAAAGCAGAAGAGUUCAGGACUCAGCAUUUGUACAGGAACGGGAUCCAAAGCCUGUGUUUUCUCUAUCUUGGUCAGGUCAUAUAACAUCAACAAACUUGUUGAACAAUCUGUGGAGGAGGUUCUAAAAAUCGGGAAGUCUCAAACAGGUCUUGAUAUCCCGCUAAAUCGUGACUUCAUCGAAAAGGUUACUGACGAAUACAACGAGUCUCUGGUGUUCAGUCCAGAUGAGAGACGCUUGUUCUACAGCAUCAGGGAGCCCAUCGUCAACCGAGUCUUCUCCAGCAGUCGGCAGAGAGGCUUCGCCAGCAAGGUGUCUGUCCGCUCACGGUGUUGGGACGCCUGCAUGGUGGUCGAUGGCGGGACUUCAUUCGAGUUCAACGACGGCGCCAUCGCUACACUCAGCAUGAGCGAGGAGGAUCAGCUCCGGACCGUCGAUCUCGAAAACUGAGAAGAGUCCAGAGAACCCGAGACUGGACUGGUGUCUCUCAGGCCAGCUGUUUAAAGGGAUGGGGCUCUUCACCUUUUAGCCUCCGCAAGUGUUAAAUAUUUUUAUACCUGGGGGGGAAAAAAAGGUAUUAUUGUUGCUAUUGUUUUAUUGAAUGUGUGCAUUUUCACAAAAUUUUUCCAACUCCGAUUUUUUUUUUUUUUUUCUUUUCUUCUUUUCAUUCUCUAUUCCACUAUCCCCAGGUUAGAUGACUGUCUUUCAAUGCAUCACAUCAACAGAGAGUCUCUAAGCAGAGGGAUUGAAUUUGUAUCUCAUGUAUUUCAGAUUACAUCUUGUGUUGUGCUUUCACACCUGUGCAGCUUUCAGUUAAUGACCAUUAAUUGAUAAGAAUGAAGUUAUUCUAUAUAUAUUUGUUAUUGUCAACAAAUCUCAAAAUGAGUCAGACUCCCACUACUUUCUGACCUCCCAAGUGGUCUGUGUCACUCAACCCCAAGUUCUUACUGAAGACAUAAGUCUUGGAAAACAUAUAAAUAUAAUAAUAAAAACUCAAUAAUUGACUUAUUUUUUAAUGAACACUACUCAGACAGGAGGAAAUGGUGCAUUUGUUGGACUAUUUUCAGCGAGUAUUUUUGUGGCAGCAGGACAGUGUGUGGGGGAUUGAGUCAAAAUAAAUGUAGAGUGUGGGUGUUCCUGGUAAUGGAAGGCACUGGGUGACGUCGUUUGGCUCUGCAAAUGGGAUUUGUAUAGAUGGUAUAGAUUACCAGACUUUCAAAAGUCUUAAUUUGUGCUUGUAUAAAGGUUUAUCUAUAUGGUUAACCGAAAGCCCGGUGGCUGUCUGUUACGGCUUGAUUGAUGACUAAAGAUAUUUUUGGAACAUAGCUUAUAUUUUUUCUAGCUCUUUUAAGCCAUUUGAGCUAAGAAUUAAGUUUGAUUAAGAAAGAGGAAAAAAAAGAUUGAAAUGCACUAAAAACACCAUGCUUUAAAGGGGCAUUUUGCUCAAUGUUUAGGUCAAAAGUAUGUCUUGAAACCUUUCACAAGACCGGAUGUUCAGCACAACCAAAACUACAGGGUGUAUACUAUAUCUGAUAUGAACCAGUAAAGCCACCUGACACUAAAUGCCUAAAUGAUGCUGUAAUGGUGAUGCUGAAAUUCUAAAUUCUAAAUCACAGUCUGACCAACGUGGUGGUGUAGUCGUAAUGAUUUCAAAUAUUGAAUACAAAUCUAGUAGGUCUCUUGUGUGCACUUGUAAUUCCACUUGAUCAGUUUUAAAAAAAAAUGUUGCAACUUGCAAAUAUAUAUAACCCCUCUCUGCUUUUUUUUAGGACUAGUUUCCAAAAACAAUCAGGAAAUUGUAAUAUGCAGCGUGCCAAAGGCAGCGUUCCUCAUGAGUAUAUUGUGUCAGUGUGUUAGGAUGUGUGUUGUUUUUGAAUCAGAUAAAGUGAAAUGAAAAUGAAA